Purpureocillium lilacinum is the source of this 1026-nucleotide messenger RNA. RefSeq lists its product as uncharacterized. NCBI's taxonomy places the organism in Eukaryota, Fungi, Ascomycota, Sordariomycetes, Hypocreales, Ophiocordycipitaceae. The record is from RefSeq and is a predicted model, not a curated record. Gene Ontology annotation, molecular function: oxidoreductase activity.
AUGCCUACAGAAACAAUCACCGUUACGCCUACUCCCACGUGGGUGCCGCUCAAGAUUGAGGGGCUUGUCCCAGCGCCAUACCGCACCCCAAAGUUCAACCUGAGGGUUGUCCCCUUGCACCCGACCUUUGCAUGUGAGCUUCAAGGCGUAGACUGGAGCAAGGACGUUUCGCCGGAGCUGUACCAGGAGAUCCGCGAGAUCGUUGACAAGUACGGAGUAGUUGUGUGCCGAAAGACGGGUCUUACCGAUGAAGCACACAUCAAGUUCUCGGCCAACUUUGGCGAUCUGGAUGAUGUCAAGCCGUAUCAGAAGGCUGGCCGCACGCAUCGCCUUGCGUACCCUGAGCUUUUCGAUGCCGGAAACAUCGAUCCCAACACCGGCGACGUGGCGCCCCUGACUGCGGCUCAAGUUAUUGGGAACAAGGCCAACGAACUUUUCCACGUGGACUCGUCCUUCAAUGGACGCCGUGCGGGACACUCUCUCUUGCUUGCUCACGUUCUGCCACCUCCUGGCACGGGUGGUUCUACCGAGUACGCCGAUUCGCGAACUGCUUAUGAUGAGCUCCCAGACGCGACAAAGAAGCAGAUCGAGGGUCUCGUGGCCAACCACUCCCUGUUCCACUCGCGCAAAACCGUCAUGCCUGAGUACUUCAAGGAUACCGAUCCCAGCAAGCUCCCACUGAGCAAGCACAAGCUGUCCCAAACCCAUGAGUGGUCUGGCCGGAAGAACCUCUACAUUGCUUCCUAUGUUCACAGCAUUGAAGGACUGGACGAUGCUGCAAGCAAGGCCUUGAUCGCAGAGCUGCUGGCUCAUGUCCAGCAGCCCCGGUAUCGAGUGACCAUUGACUGGCACCAACCUGGUGACAUGAUCAUGUGGGACAACACUUCGGUCAUGCACAGGGCUACUGGAGGCUCGUAUGAGGGCCAGCACAGGCGCGACAUGAGGCGGACGACGGUCAAGGAUAUGAGCCGGGACAAGUAUGGACUGAACGGUGACGGCGCAGACUGGCGCGUCGGUCUUCCUUGA